AACAACACCCUCUACAACUACGACAACCACUACAACAACGACUACAACUACCACGCGGCCGCCUAUAAUUAUUCCUGUAACUUACAACAACUACAGACCGUCAUUUUCAAAACCUUCAACAACCACAACAACAACUUUGAAGCCAUCUACCAUAUCAUCAAUUACAACAACAUCAGCUAGGAUAUCAACGUUUCGCAACUCAACAUGGUAUUUUGCUUCAUUGCCGUCGUUCACUGUUUCGCCACCAGGAGAUCAUAUGGGAGAAUUUUCUUCAUCUACAGGACUGCUUGAUAGGACUUCAACCCUUAAAACAGUGUUUCACCUCCAUACAGAAACUACUCCAACAUUUCACAACUGGCAACCUUCACCAAGUUUCUCGGAAAGGGAAGAAUUUUGUGCUCCAACAAUGGCCAGGAAUAUUUUGUGGAACUGGACUCGUCAAGGAGAGGUUGCAGUACAACAGUGUCCAGGUGGUUCUACAGGUCGCUCAAGGUGGCAGUGUGGGUCAAGCCCUCCUCGGUGGGUGGGUUCUUUCCCUGAUCUCAGCAACUGCCAGUCGACAUGGGUUGAAAGCCUCAAGAGAAGGAUUAAUGGUGGGGAUUCGGUGGUAGGUAUUGCAGCAGAAUUGGCUGUAAUCACUAGAACUAAGCCUCUGUUUGGAGGGGACAUAACUCAGACAUUGGUCAUUCUCCACCGCCUUGUCUCAAAGCUGGAAGAUCGUGUCCAAGAAAUUACGGACGACAAACAACGCUAUCAAGUGAUCAGAGAGAUGCUUCAAUCUGUGCAGGAAGUCAGCAGUAACCUCCUGGAAGAAUUCCAGAACCAGUCUUGGCUAGAUCUUCCUGUGUCUCAACAACGGCUGGCGACUUCAGCCCUGAUCCAGAGAUUGGAACAGAUCACGUGGUUACUGGCCGACUCACAAUCUUAUGGAAGACGCUUUUCGCGUGCCGAAUCAAAUAUUUUGGUAUCCAUCAGGUUGGUAGAAACUUGGGCUGCUUCUGUCGUCUACUUUCCUGUUCCAGAAGACGUAGAAGGGACACGGUGGUAUCGAAUGGAGGAUUCUAUACUUUUACCAGCAGCUGCUUUAUUAGGAAGUGCACUAAAUGGGGUUGUGAAAGUAGUAUUUGUAGCUUACAACAGGGUGGAAGAGUUUUUAUCCUUAGAGAUAAACCUCCCAGUAGAUAUGGGAAGCACAGUUAGUUCAGUCACUGGUUUAACGAACUCCACCCAGGUAAUCAACUCCAGACUUAUCUCUGCGUCGGUUGACAACUUUCGAAUGGUAAAACUACAUCAACCUGUGACUGUUACCUUAAGACAUUUGCAGGAAGAGAAUAUGAGCAAUCCUCGUUGCGUGUUCUGGGAUUUUGAUUCCAGACAAUGGUCAACAAAAGGAUGUUGGCUAAGGAAAACCAACACCACCCAUACAGUGUGCUCUUGUAACCAUCUGACUAACUUCGCUCUAGUGAUGGAGGUAACCGUUAAUCAGGCUAAACGAACGGAAAAUGUUGCAGUUCGAAUCAUCUUUACUGUCGGCUGUGCCUUGGCGUUGUUCUUUUUGUUAGUCACCUUUGUUAUUCUCCAGUUUGUAAGGAAUUUGCAAGGAGUUCGCAGCACAAUCCAUAAAAAUAUCUCUUUGUGUCUGUUUCUGGCUGAAGCUGUCUUUAUCGGUGGUAUAGACCAGAUCAACAACCGAAUUCUGUGCGGAGUAGUAGCAGGACUUCUCCAUUACUUCCUUCUUGUCGUCUUUGUCUGGAUGUUUCUGGAAUCAUUUCAACUGUUUCUGAUGGUAAUGAAAACGUUUAAGGCUGAGAAGUCUCGUUGGAAGUGGUACUGUUUUCUUGGCUAUGGCUUUCCUGUUGUCGUUGUCGGAGUCUCUGCUAUCGUUGAUCCUUACAGUUACGGAACAAUGUCAUUCUGCUGGCUGAAGAUGAAGAAUUAUUACGUGUUUAGCUUCGUAGGACCAGCUCUAGCUUUCGUGGUGGUCUGUGUUUUUUUCUUGGUUCUAAUUCUGUGCCAAGUGUGUUACAAAGUACAAAAUGCCCAUACAAUAAAGAAUAAAGAACCAACCAAAGCAUCAAACGUAAGAAUAUGGUGUCGAGAAGCUUUGUUGAUCGUAUUAGUAACGAGUCUAACAUGGGGUUCAGCUCUGUGGUUUCUGUUCGAGGGAACAUCUCUGACAGCAUACGUGUUCGCCGUCCUCAACUGUCUUCAGGGUGUUAUAAUAUUUAUCAUAUUCUGCAUAAGAGACCUCGAGGUUAGAAAGGCUUUCUGGAAAACCCACCAUCAAGUUGAUUGGCUACCGAAAUGUUGCAGGAAGUCUAAAACACAAGAUAGCCAGCCGAGCCUUUACGUCCACACGAACGGCUUAAUGACCGCGGCCCCUGUCCCGUCAAUCAGCGGCCAGCAUAGUUUACCACGCCCACCAUGGAGGUUAUUGAAGGACCAUCAAACGUGGGAUACCAGGUCAACCAUCAUGAAUUCUAUCACACCAGAUCUCCCAUUUAUUCCCAUGGUGGGUUUACAAACUGACGAUCUCCGCCUGAAAAAUUGGCUUUCUGCUUCUUAUAGGAAAAUGAAUCAAGGCAAGAGAAGUGUUCUUUUAGUGGAUCGGGCUACCUUUAUAGGCGGUUCUUCAUCCGUUGAUAACUCCGCAUUCUUAAGAUACCCUUCACAAGGAAUGAUUACAACUGUAGAUCGACCUCAACAGAUAUAUCCUCAUCACCCAUGUGACACGUAUCCAUCACGUAUAGAUCAUGUUUACGAAACUGUCGCAGCAGAUUCUGUAAUUAGACGUAAAAACGGUGCUAGUAAUUCAUGGGCAACACAAGAUAACGACGAAGAAUCCUCACAAGUAGAGAACUGGCCAAUACGAAGAGUUCUGAAAGACGAAUUAGUAUCUAAACAUUGCGAUCAUCCCUUUGAAAGCACCUCCAUGCUCACUUCUCUUGGGGCUCCUCGCACUCGUCACCUAACGUUAUUUCCAGAGGGCUAUCUUCAUACCCAAAAUGCUUAUAGUGGCAUAAGUAGUCCCUCGGAUUCGGACGUCUCUGGUAGCAGCUCGGAGAAUGAACAGUAUGGCAUAUCGUCCUCUGUCAGCCCAGAUCUUGCCAGUACGUCCAGUGUUGAUGUAGCACCCGAUAGUCAACUCCUACAGAGCAUGCCCAAUUUACACACGUGGGAGGGAAGUUCAACUCCCUCGUUCCCGCAUGUGCUCAAGUAUCCCAGUGACAAUACAGUUUUGAACCCUGGUGUUGGAGAAGACCCAGAGGAGAUUCGAGCAGCCUGUUGUCCUACUGAAACUAAACACAGUUAUGAAAGGUGAUAUGUAUUUUUCGUAGUGGCUCAAAGUAACAACUGUACACGAAGGGAAUUAAAACUUCGCUUGUGGCUAGUCAAUCUAUAAUUGUGUAAUAUGUUGCUUCUGUAUAUGAUGUAGAAAGGUGAUGUACCCAUUCUCGGGGUGCAAGGUUCACUGAUCUUAUUUACUCAGUGUAAAUACUGUUGUUCAUUUCAAUGGAAAAUUAAGCUUGUACUGCUCCCUAUAUUUCAGGUGUUUUAGUGGUUGAUGAGCACAUUAUUUUCCCAUAUGUUACUUGACAUUUCUUAUGUGUUGUAAGUUUAUCAUCUUGUAACAUGAUACACUUACUGCUUCAUAUUUUGUGAAUGACUUCUCUGAUUACUUAAAGUAAUGAAUUAUUAGCCUAAUUUGAAAAUUACGAAGCAAGAUAAUAAGGAUUUCUUUAUCGCAUGUGUAUAAUCCAUAUAACUGUGUAUAAAUAUAUAUUUUAGCUGUAGCAAACUUUGAAAUGGCACAUUGAUUUCUUUCUAUUAUUUAUAAUUUUAUUUUUACUUUUUUAUUUUGAAAUAUAACAGAUCUAAUUAAAAAUCGACAGAUAGGAUACGUAUGUAAUGUUCAAAGACACACACACACACAUACAGUAAUAUAAACUGUGGAGUUAAACUCUUGAUUGAAGUGUAGAUAAAAACUCGCGUUUUUCUUACGUGUGGAGAUUUAAUAAGUGAUAUGCAGGCAAGACACUAAAACAAGUAACAUUACUGGGUCUAACAGUUACUGCCAAAAACGCAACUGAUCACGUAUUGAAUUCUUGAUUUAUAAACUAAGCAUUCUCAUAAAUUAAAUAGCCAAGAUUUAGUUAGCUCUGAGACUC
Limulus polyphemus (Atlantic horseshoe crab) is the source of this 4169-nucleotide messenger RNA. RefSeq names its product adhesion G protein-coupled receptor L3-like. The record is from RefSeq and is a predicted model, not a curated record. Bases 257 to 3322 code for a protein of 1021 amino acids. Lineage: Eukaryota; Metazoa; Arthropoda; Merostomata; Xiphosura; Limulidae. Gene Ontology annotation, molecular function: G protein-coupled receptor activity. Gene Ontology annotation, biological process: adenylate cyclase-activating G protein-coupled receptor signaling pathway; cell surface receptor signaling pathway. Gene Ontology annotation, cellular component: membrane. The transcript has 16 exons.